CUCACAAAAUCACAAUCUUUUUUUCAUGAGUCCUUUAUUUCUUAUGAACUUUGUACACACUUUACAAACACCACACAAGCUACAACAUUUAGUGGAAAGCACGAAGCCAUGGCUUUGGAAGCUAUAAGAUAUCAAAACAAAACUUUAGAAAUAUUGGAUCAACUGCUUUUACCUAGCACAUCACAGUACAUUUCUGUUAAGGACGUUGAUGAUGGUUGGAACGUUAUAAACAAGAUGCAGGUUCGUGGAGCUCCUGCAAUAGCUAUUGUGGGAUGCCUAAGUUUAGCCGUUGAGCUUCACAACACAUCUUUUAAUGCUAAAGAGGAUUUAAUGGAGUUCAUAAGGAACAAAUUGAAUUAUUUAGUCACUGCCAGACCCACAGCGGUUAAUAUUAAAAUGGCUGCAGACGAGUUAAAUUUGUUGGCAUAUCAGUUAAAUAAGUGUCCGUCAGUUACAGCAAAUGAUAUGAAAGUUAGCCCACUAUACAUUACAAGUGUGCAUGUUUGUGACACUGUCCGUUCUGUAUUCUGCAGCUUAGUAAUUAGUAUGUCAUUUACCUGAAACCACUUGCGGUAACAGCCUAUUAAUUACCUACUGAAAAUCAAAAAACACUGAAUUAUUACAAAUUGUUGAAUUACAAAAAAUAUGUCAAAGGUAAAUACCAACCUGUUUAUAUUAUUAAUAUAAUCAAAUCCUACAUUUGAUGCAAUAAAAAAAACUUGGUAGGUAGUUGAAUUUAAAAAAACCAAGUUACCUUGGAGUGAAGUUUUGAAAAUUGACCGUUCGGCAUAUGUUUCAUGACUGGGAACACUGCGGAAUCACUGCGUUCUAAGUUUUAUUAUAACUGCGAUAUUUAAUUUUUACUGGACAUCUAAUUUUUGAAAAAAUGACGAACGGACAAGUUUUACUAUGUUGAUAAUACAAUAUUUAACCUAAUGACAUUAAAAUAUAAAUCAAAACUAUUAAAAUACGGUCUAUUCAGUAUAUCUUCCGUUGCACGUCAUUGCCUGAAGAAAACGACGUACCAACGUAAAUUUACUUUCGUUUAUUAAGCAACACAUUAAGCUUGUAGUUUAUUUUGGCCGCAACAAUUGGUAGCAUUUCGCUAUGUUGUCGCGUUUAAAUUGGUAAAUUUGACAGGUUGCUUUUGGUUUACUUUUCGUUUGAUUUGAUUUUGAUUAUUUUCUACGUCUUUCGCUGUGCAUUGGUUUGAAGAGUAAUUACUGAAUA
Messenger RNA from Photinus pyralis (common eastern firefly), 1230 nucleotides. RefSeq names its product methylthioribose-1-phosphate isomerase-like. Gene Ontology annotation, molecular function: S-methyl-5-thioribose-1-phosphate isomerase activity. The coding region runs from base 109 to 561 and encodes 150 amino acids. The record is from RefSeq and is a predicted model, not a curated record. NCBI's taxonomy places the organism in Eukaryota, Metazoa, Arthropoda, Insecta, Coleoptera, Lampyridae. The transcript has 3 exons.